AUGUUAACCGCUGCCGAGUACAUUGCAGGCUUCGCCGGGCUCGUAACGGUUGCAUCAAUAUGGAACAUUUUCGGCGGCGAUAUGUUUCCUGCCGAGAAGGAUCCUACUGGAGACCCGAACAAAUGGACGGAGACAGAGCUCAGACGGUGGUUGAAGAAUCGAAACCUCACCGCAGAUUUGAAGCUGAGUAGAGAGGAAUUGAUCGAGCGAGUCAAGGCAAACCUGAGGGUAUGA
Molecule: messenger RNA, 234 nt
Organism: Exophiala aquamarina CBS 119918
Lineage: Eukaryota; Fungi; Ascomycota; Eurotiomycetes; Chaetothyriales; Herpotrichiellaceae
Product: STE24 endopeptidase
Exons: 3
Coding region: 1-234 (77 amino acids)
Source: RefSeq, a predicted model, not a curated record